Myxocyprinus asiaticus (Chinese sucker) is the source of this 3869-nucleotide messenger RNA. It is a transcript of the gene ankrd34c, whose product is annotated as ankyrin repeat domain 34C. The transcript is spliced from 2 exons. Lineage: Eukaryota; Metazoa; Chordata; Actinopteri; Cypriniformes; Catostomidae. Gene Ontology annotation, molecular function: protein binding. The record is from RefSeq and is a predicted model, not a curated record. Bases 206 to 1798 code for a protein of 530 amino acids.
GCGUCGUGGUGCCUGCACGGCAGCACUGAACCUAAAAUAGGACAGUUCUGUUGGGUCUGAACUAAAUAACUACACAAACAGUGCUGAGAAUUAUGCCUCUCAACAGCUUUUAGAGAAUAUUGGAGCGCAUUACCGUGGAAAUAUUCUACAAUGACAAACCUUUGCGUCAACCAGGACUGAGGCUGCUUUGGGUCCAGCCUGGGUGAUGGCUGACAUGCUAGAGCUCAGGACAGAUGGGAACUCUCUGCUGAAGGCAGUGUGGCUGCACCGUUUGCGCCUUACAAGGCUUCUGCUGGAGGGUGGUGCGUACAUCAAUGAAAGCAAUGACAGUGGAGAGACGCCACUCAUGGUAGCUUGCAUGUCCAAACACUCUGACCAGCAGAGUGUCAGUAAGGCUAAGUUGGUCAAGUACCUACUGGACAACAAUGCUGACCCUAAUAUCCAAGACAAAGCUGGAAGGACAGCGCUCAUGCAUGCAUGCAGCCACAGGGCAGGGCAUGAGGUGGUGUCUCUUCUACUGUCCAAUGGGGCUGAUCCUAGCCUGGAGGACCGUUGUGGAUCCUCUGCUUUAGUCUACGCUGUCAACGCAGAUGAUAAAGAAACCCUAAAAGUCCUCCUGGAUGCCUGCAAAGCCAAAGGCAAGGAGGUCAUCAUCAUUACCACUGACAAAUCCCCGUCUGGAACCAAAACCACCAAGCAGUACCUGAAUGUUCCUCCCUCGCCUGAGUUUGAUGGGAGAACUUCUCCUGCACCAUGUGCCUCACCUUCAGAGAUAGAUCUUCACGCAUCAUCUCCCAGCAAAGAGGAGGAGAAAGACACUGUAUUCACUUUUCAAACCAAGUUUAAGUCAACCUCAAACACAGUGGCCAAACUAGCCAAUGGACUUACCUCUCCCAGUAAGAAGACUGUAAACCCCAAAAGGGCUCGUCUACCCCAGCUGAAGCGACUACAGUCAGAGCCCUGGGGUCUGAUUGCCCCCUCUGUGCUGGCAGCAGCCAAUGAGGUGAGCAAGAGAGCCAACUCUAACGAAGAUGUUGUUGCAGGUGUUAAUGGACUGAGCCUGUCCAAAAUAGGCACUUUGUCCCGGCAUAAUAGUGUGGAUGGAAAAGACAUUCUGUUCCCAAUGGUGGGGGAUCAGAAUACAAAAAUGUCCCCAACUUCGUCUCAUCCUCCAUCUUCCAAAGUGUCUUAUGAAAGAUCUCUGGCACAGCACCAGCCCCUGGCACGACGUAGCACUGUCCCCACUGAGCAGGAGUGCUAUGGAGCAAACUUUGGGCCAGCUAGCCUCAGAGAUACAGUGCAUCGGAGGAGAUUGGGGAAUGAACACUACGACUCAGACUCACAGCUGUACUCAGAUUCCAGCAUGCUAGACUCUCCUAAGGCACCUAUGGAGAGGAAGAAGCUUAAUACAUCCCCUCUUGCUAUGCUCACAGGCUCAAGAGAGUCCUUGGACAGCAAUCCCAGUUCCUCCUCCCCUAGCACAGCCAGAUGCAGACCACAUGGUCUAUUGGAGCGGCGUGGCUCUGGAACGCUCUUGCUGGACUACAUAUCCCACACCCGUCCAGGACACCUGCCCCCACUAAAUGUCAACCCUAACCCUCCUAUUCCAGACAUAGGGGCCAGCAGCAAGCCCUCAUCCCCACUUGCAGUAGGAAUCAGAUCAAUAGCUCCCGUAGCACCAAACUCACCAAAGAGAGGCAACCUCAGGAUGAAGAAAAAGCUUGUGAGAAGGCACUCUAUGCAAGUGGAACAAAUGAAGCAGCUUUCAGACUUCGAAGAGCUCAACCAUCAAUCAUGAAACUCAAUCUAUGUAGAUGUAGCAACUUUAACAUCAUAAAAUGUUUUGUUGAUGCUUACACAGGUGGAAAAAAGUACCUGUAAUAGUAUUUAAAGGUAGUUAGCACUGAAUGUAGCCACUUAGGGCAAAGGGAUAUUCUAUCAAAAUGGUUUAAUCUACAUGGUUUUAAUUUGGAGAAAAUUAAAACCAUGAAACAGCACAUGAAAAACAUUUAGUUAAUCAGGUGUUGGAUCAGAAAAAAAUCAGGUGUUGGAGAAGCAUAAAUGGCUUAUUAUGUUGUUUCUAAAAGGUAUACAAGUUAUAAAAUAUUCCAAGAUACAACCUAGCUGUUAAAGGUAAGUUUAGAUUUAAUAUAUGAUGCAACAUUAUAGUGCAAGCUUAGACUGGAAGUUCCCACCCACAGAGCUCAUUUUCAAAAUAUAUGUGUUGGUAGAAUUGUUAUUUACAACACAGUCACAAAAAUACUACAAAGGAGUGUGUAAUUUUACAUUAUGCAACAAACGUAGUGUUUGUCCUCUUAAAGGGCAUGUGAGAGAGUGUGCUAUUAUUCUUGCGUAAUAUAGAUUGAAUUUGACAGCUUGACUAAAGCUAGUUCCAGGAGCAGAUCUUCUGCACAAAUAAAAACAGAGACAAAAAUAUCUGUAAUGUCUUCAAAGUCUAGACAUCUCUCUCUCUCUGAGAUUCAUUAAGGCAGACCGAAGAGUGAAUGCAAAACCAGACUGGCAAAGACAGAGCAGAGAGGUCACCAGAUCAUACCCAUUAAAAGACAGCAUUUCAUUGGCUCCUGAUUAAAAAGCUGUAUAGUCCUGAAACCAAAUCCAGUUGUGAAGUGUAGCAGAAGAGAGGAGGCACAAGAGAAAUAUCGGCUUACAACAUUCUCUGCUUAGUAUACAUAUAAAUUGUUAGCUUUUAAAUGUUGAUGUUAAUGACUAUGUGCAGAUGUGUUGUUACAUGCAUAUCUGAUCUAGAUUUUGUGAGAAACACUGACCAUCUGUGAGCUAAUGAUAGAAAAAUCUGUCUCUUGUAAUUGAUUACAUUCUACACUGGUUGCAAUAAUACAUGCAACAUUGCAAAUGUAAUUAUAACUUACUCUUUAACACAAAGAUGAUUAAUAUAGUCAUAGAGCCCUUAGUUAACCUCACUAGGUUGCCAGUCUUCACAGAUAUAUAGAGUCUGCUUUUUCUAUGAUGAGUUCAAGAGGUUGAAUGUUUGUAGCUAAUUAGUUUAUAGUGCCUUUGAGGGAGAGUAAAAGGUGUUCUGCAUAACAGAUUGUAUUGAAUAAAAUAUUAUUGAGCGGCAUUUGAAUCACAGUUUUAGAACCAGAACAAAUCACUUGGUUAUAGUAUAAUGUAUUAUGAUGACAACAAUUUACAAAAAUCAAUAAAUAAUACUUUAUAAUUUGAUAAGAACAUAUCAGAAUAAAUUCACGUAAAGCCUGUAGCGGAACAUGCCUUGUGAUAAACCAAUGACUAUUGUACAGAAUAAUGUGUACGUAGGUUUAUCUCUUUGUCAGCCAAUGUUACGUGGUAGAAUAAUGUGCCCAUGUUAUUUUUUGUGCAAAUUCAAAGUGCUUCAGAUUCAUUGCUGCUAUAAAAUAAAAUAGUCACUUGACAGAAUAAGGCUGUCAAAUAAUAAAUGUUCUGUAGUAUUAGAGUUAGCGGGCUAACUCCACACUAAUUUCCCUAAAAUUAAGACAUUAAACAAAUGCAAUCAGUAGAUGCGUUUAGGCUUUUGGUCUGUGAUUAUGAAAUAUAUAUAUAGACAUAUACAGGGGUCAAAAAAUAUAAUAAUUAAUUUAUUAUUUGUUUAUUAUUUCAUUCAUAAUCGCAGGCACUCAAGCAAUUCAGUAGUAAAAAGGCAAUGAAUUUCAUAUGAAUGGCAAAGCACAAAAAAAUAAAAUACAAAAAUAUUACUGAACCCCAAUUGAGAUCAUGUUAAAAGACUGUAUCACAGCUGUCUUAUAUCAAAACUGUGAGACAAAAUAUUGGUCGCGCUCAUGUUUACAUUGUUUUAUGCAUAGUAUUUUUGUAUGUAGUAUCUUGUAUAUUUUGAAUAAAUGUCUGUAACAAUC